ACCGUUGCGCGGCAACGCGGGAGCCGGCGGAAAUGGGGCUUGUGUCCCGCGGCUCGGCCGCGGCGGGGCUGUGCUCCGGGGUUACUGCCGUCCGUCCGGGCGCGCCGGGCGCGGUCCGCAGCCCCAUUCCUACCCCGCCGCCCGAGGGCGCGGCCUCCGGGAGCCGCCGUGUCCCUGACAUGGUGCUCAAGGCCUUCUUCCCCACAUGCUGUGCCUCGGUGGACAGUGGCCUGCUGGUUGGACGGUGGUUCCCAGAGCAGAGCAGCGCCGUGGUCCUGGCUGUGGUGCACUUUCCCUUCAUCCCCAUCCAGGUCAAGGAGCUCUUGGCCCAGGUGCAACAGGCCAGCCAGGUUGGGGUGGCUGUGCUGGGCACCUGGUGCCACCACCGGCAGGAGCCCAAGGAGAGCCUGGGCCACUUCAAGGAGGGUCUAAGUGCCAUCUUCUUCCAUGAGCCCUGGCUCCAGCUGUGCCGGGAGAGGAGCAGCAAGUUGUGGAGCUGCAAGGGCACCCGCUGGCAGGUGCCCACCUCACCUGGUGCCCCCGGUGAGGACCAGGUCGUGCUCAUCCUCUAUGACCAGCGCCAGGUGCUGCUCUCACAGCUGCACCUGCCCGUGGCCCCUCCGAACCUCCAGGCUGGGGAUGCCAUGGCCGGUGCCGGGGGGGGCCUGGCUGCCAUCUUUGACACGGUGGCACGCAGCGAGGCACUCUUCCGGAGGGACCGGUUCGGCGAGGGCCCCGUGCGGCUGAGCCACUGGCAGUCGGAAGGUGUGGAGGCCAGCAUCCUCGUGGAGCUGGCCAAGUGGGCCUCAGGGCCCGUCUGUCUGCUGCUGGCCUUCCUGCUGUCACUCAUCUCUAGUGCCAGUGCCUGCCGGGUCUUCAGGCUGUGGCCGCUGUCCUUCAUCUGGAGCAAGCUCCACACUUGCGAGCAGCUCAGGCACCGGCUGGAGCAGCUCACCCUCGUCUGCAGUGCCCAGAAGGCUGACGGCCCUGGCCAGCUGAUGAGGAAGGCAAACGUGCUUGCAUCCCUGCUACUUGACAUGGCCCUUGGUCUGGCGCUGCUGUCCUGGCUCCAUGGGACGGACCGCAUCGGGCAGCUGGCCGAUGCCCUUGUCCCCGUAGCUGAUCGUGUGGCCGAGGGCCUCCAGCAUCUGCUGCAGUGGCUGAUGGGGGCACCCGCUGGGCUCAAGAUGAACCCGGCGCUGGACCAGGUGCUGGGCCGCUUCUUCCUCUACCACACGCACUUGUGGAUCGGCUACAUCCACCUCAUGUCCCCCUUCGUUGAGCGCAUCCUGUGGCACAUAGGCCUCUCGGCCUGCCUGGGCCUGACGGUCGCCCUGUCCAUCCUGUCGGACAUCACCGCCCUCCUCACCUUCCACAUCUACUGCUUCUACGUCUACGGCGCCAGGCUGUACUGCCUCAAGGUCUGUGGCCUGUCUUCACUCUGGCGCCUGUUCCGGGGCAAGAAGUGGAACGUUCUGCGCCAGCGGGUGGACUCCUGCUCCUAUGACCUGGACCAGCUGUUCAUCGGGACUCUGCUCUUCACCAUCCUGGUCUUCCUCCUGCCCACGACGGCCCUGUACUACCUGGUGUUCACCCUGCUCCGGCUCCUGGUGAUCGCAGUGCAGGGCCUGACCCAUCUGCUUGUGGACCUCAUCAACUCCCUGCCGCUGUACUCGCUCGGCCUCCGGCUCUGCCGGCCCUACAGGCUCGCAGCUGGCGUGAAGUUCCAAGUCCUGGGCCGUGAGGCUGGCAGACCCCUCCGCCUCCUGAUGCAGAUAAACCCCCUGCCCUAUGGUCGCGUGGUGCACACCUACCGCCUCCCCAGCUGUGGCUGCCACCCCAAGCACUCCUGGGGCUCCCUGUGCCGCAAGCUGUUCUUUGGGGAGCUCAUCUACCCCUGGAGGCAGAGAGGGGACAAGCAGGAGUGAGGGACCCUGGCCACUGGCCUGCCCUACAGCAGCCACCACAUGCCACAGUCAGCCCUCCACCCCACCAGGGUGGUGUUGACUAUGGGGACAGCCCUUUGCCUUCCCUGCCCCUUGUUGUCUGGGGUCUCUGAGGACCCUGCCAGGGCCCUGCCUGACCCACUCUGAGGUCGAGGGGCAGUGAUCAGCGUGCAGGGGCGGCCAGCCAGGCCAGGUGGCCGGUGCUCCCUCUCCAGCCCUGCUUGCCUUGGGACCCACCUCCCAGUCUGUUGUGAUGGCAUUAACCCCCCAAGUCUGCCCAGGAACCCCACUCUGCCUCUCCUGCCACACCCAGACCUUGAGAGGGGUUUGCAGAACCUCUUUCCCAGGGGGGUAAGCUGUCAGGUAUCUGGCUGCUCCCUGGGGCUGCAUCCUGUCUUGGGGUGGAGGGAACCAUUCCCGGAUGCACUCAACAGUCCGUGAGACUCUGACCCCAAGCACUUCCUCCCUUGGGGGUUUCUGUAGGGGGCACUCCUGGGAGCCGAGUGGGUCCUUCCAGCUGCCCCCACGGAGCAGCAGCCAGCUGACCCCCAGCACAAGCCGGAGCCCAGUGAGUGAGCCAAUUGCUCACACCCCAAACUGCACAGGGCUACUUGCUGACGCUCCCUGGAGAUGGCUGUGCAGGAGAAGCCACCCGCAGGCUGUGGGGUGGCCAGAGUGAAGCCAGGCCACGCAGAGGGCUGGGUGCUGGAGAGUGGGCACUGCCCCCCUGCCCUGCUCCUGCCCGAGUCCUGCAGGCAAUUCCUCCCCUCUUCAUGGGCCCCUCAGGGAGCAGCUGGAGGCGGUGAGAGGCCACCCGGGCUGCGCCUGCCGCUGGGGCAGAGUGUGGGCUGGUGCCCCAGCGUCUGCAGGGGAGGAGGCUGGGGACGGCGGCCUGGCGCCUUGGAGCUGGGAAGGCCGCCUCCCCACGCAUGCUCUUGGCCCCAGGCCUCAGCGGAGGCUCACUGGGGUCCCCCCUGGGGUGGGAUGGGCCCUGGCUCUACCGUUUUAUUCUGUGACAAUAAAGCCUCCCACCUGCUUGCAGUGUA
Molecule: messenger RNA, 2992 nt
Organism: Manis javanica (Malayan pangolin)
Lineage: Eukaryota; Metazoa; Chordata; Mammalia; Pholidota; Manidae
Gene: PIGQ
Product: phosphatidylinositol glycan anchor biosynthesis class Q
Biological process (GO): GPI anchor biosynthetic process
Cellular component (GO): membrane; endoplasmic reticulum
Source: RefSeq, a predicted model, not a curated record